Molecule: messenger RNA, 5340 nt
Organism: Urocitellus parryii (Arctic ground squirrel)
Lineage: Eukaryota; Metazoa; Chordata; Mammalia; Rodentia; Sciuridae
Gene: Etv6
Product: ETS variant transcription factor 6
Biological process (GO): regulation of transcription by RNA polymerase II; cell differentiation
Cellular component (GO): nucleus
Molecular function (GO): sequence-specific DNA binding; DNA-binding transcription factor activity, RNA polymerase II-specific
Source: RefSeq, a predicted model, not a curated record
CCCGGGUCGCCGCGCCGCGACCCGCAGACCCCGCCGCCGCUCGGCCCGGCUCCCACGCCCCCGCGCCCCGCGCGCGCAACUCUGCCGGCCGCCCCGCCCCGCCCGCCGCGCGCUCGCAGACCCCCGGGGCGGCUGCCCGAGAGAUGCUGGAAGAAACUUCUUAAAUGACCGCGUCCGGCUGCCCGCGGAGCAUUUCUGGGUUGGGGAGAGGAAAGGAAAGUGGAAAAAAACUGAGAACUUCCUGAUCCCUCUCGCUGUGAGACAUGUCUGAGACUCCUGCUCAGUGUAGCAUUAAGCAGGAACGAAUUUCAUAUACACCUCCAGAGAGCCCGGUGCCGAGUUACGCUUCCUCGACUCCACUUCAUGUUCCAGUGCCUCGAGCGCUUAGGAUGGAGGAAGACUCGAUCCGCCUGCCAGCGCACCUGCGCUUGCAGCCAAUCUACUGGAGCAGGGAUGACGUAGCCCAGUGGCUCAAGUGGGCUGAAAAUGAGUUUUCUUUAAGGCCAAUUGACAGCAACACAUUCGAAAUGAAUGGCAAAGCGCUCCUGCUGCUGACCAAAGAGGACUUCCGCUAUCGAUCUCCUCAUUCAGGUGAUGUGCUUUAUGAACUCCUUCAGCAUAUCCUGAAGCAGAGGAAACCUCGGAUUCUUUUCUCACCAUUCUUCCACCCUGGAAACUCUAUCCACACUCAGCCAGAGGUCCUACUGCAUCAGAACCAUGAAGAAGAUAACUGUGUCCAGAGGACCCCCAGGCCAUCCGUGGAGAGCGUGCACCACAACCCUCCCACCAUUGAACUCUUGCACCGCCCUAGGUCACCCAUCACGACCAACCACCGGCCUUCUCCUGACCCCGAGCAGCGGCCCCUUCGAUCCCCCCUGGACAACAUGAUCCGCCGCCUCUCCCCGGCCGAGAGGGCCCAGGGACCGAGGCUCCACCAGGAGAACAACCACCAGGAGUCCUACCCCUUGUCAGUGUCUCCCAUGGAGAAUAAUCACUGCCCGCCAUCCUCCGAGUCCCACCCGAAGCCCUCCAGCCCCCGGCAGGAGAGCACCCGAGUGAUCCAGCUGAUGCCCAGUCCCAUCAUGCACCCUUUGAUCCUGAACCCCCGGCACUCCGUGGAUUUCAAACAGUCCAGGCUUUCCGAGGAUGGGCUGCACAGGGAAGGGAAACCCAUCAACCUCUCUCAUCGGGAAGACCUGGCCUACAUGAACCACAUCAUGGUCUCCGUGUCCCCGCCUGAAGAACACGCUCUGCCCAUUGGGAGAAUAGCAGACUGUAGACUGCUUUGGGAUUACGUCUAUCAGUUGCUUUCUGACAGCCGGUACGAAAACUUCAUCCGAUGGGAGGACAAAGAAUCCAAAAUAUUCCGGAUAGUGGAUCCCAAUGGACUGGCUCGACUGUGGGGAAACCAUAAGAACAGAACAAACAUGACCUAUGAGAAAAUGUCCAGAGCCCUGCGCCACUACUACAAACUAAACAUUAUCAGGAAGGAGCCAGGACAAAGGCUUUUGUUCAGGUUUAUGAAAACCCCAGAUGAAAUCAUGAGUGGCCGAACAGAUCGACUGGAGCACCUUGAGUCCCAGGAGCUGGAUGAACAAAUAUACCAGGAGGACGAGUGCUGAAGGCAGCCACACGCCACCUGGGUGGGCUGAGGUCCAGGGAGCCCCUGCCCACCAGGAUCACUGGAGGCUUGAUGAAGCUGGCGGGCUGAGGCCGGCUGGAAAGGAAGAGACCCAGCGAUGGCAGGAACACUUCUCUUGCAGACCAAGAGGGACCCCAGAGCACCUUAGACAAACCACCCGGCAAAGGCGGGGCUGGAAUUCUGGCGGAGGGCACGAGCCUGGGACUCGAGAGUCACAUUUCCUUCUUUGGAAUCUGUCCACCUGUAAUUCCUCACCCUCACCCCUCUACCUGUUGUUAGUCUCAUGGUGUUUUUGUUUUCGUUUUUGUUUUUUUAAGAACCUGCAGUUUGACUUUUCAUCGUUCAUAUAAGGGAAGACAUCGGAGGUUGUUUCCCUAUGGAAAUAUAUAUCUAUUAUAUAUAUAUAUUUUUUGCAAAUCUCACAAAGUACAGCCAGCCCAGCUGGUCAGGAAAGAAUACUUGCAGAAGGGAUCAGGUUCCUCUUUUUCCUGCCACGUGGAUCAGGUUUGUUUCUGUUGCAGUUGGGUCUUGGCUGAAAAAAAAAGAAAAAAGAAAAAAAAAAAGAUGCUUUUAAAAAAUGAUCACACGAGAAGGAGAGCUCUCUUUUUCAUUCUUGCUCACCUUCCUUUCCUGGCUCCCCUGUGUCCCGCCCCCCCAACCCCUCCGCCUGCUGUUGCACUUCACAUGCCUUUCAGCCGAGUUCAGUCUCCUGCAGAAUCUUGGGGAUUCUUGGCACCUAAAUAGAAUCAGUGACCUGGGUGCUUUGUGUCCAGCAGCCAAAAUUAGACCCCUAUGCCAGCAUCUGGCCACCCAUCUGAGGGAGGCCAGAACCCUCACUGAUGCUGCUGUACUCCAGAAAGAUAAGUGCUAUUCCAGCAGGCCGUCCCCGAGAUGACGGGGAGAACCAACCAGCUACAGYGUCAGAUAAGGCAAGUUGUUUGGAAGGCCCCCCGGCUGCUUGGGAUUAGCUUGCAAGUGUAAAGUUUCCUGGUCCCCACUGAACACAGAACAUUUGUGAGGGGAGUACUCCAGAAUGGAGUCCCAGAUGCAGCCAGGGUCUGCCCAGCCUGGGCAGAAAGCAAGUUCCUCAGAUCCAUUACUUUCUCCUUCUUCCUUCACYGUUGUAUUUCAGAACGGAUCCAUUCCUGGCUCUUUUUCACCCCUCAAAAUAAGGUUGGUAGUGUCUUACAGAAGGAGGGUCGUGCCAUCUUAGUACUUCUGCUGAUAACAGAUUUUAGAUUUUUUUCUUCCUUUUCUAGCCAUCCACAUUAACUCUUCCAUUAUAGAUUCGAAUAUCCAAUUUUGGGAAUACCGUCUUUUUUAAUUCAGAAAAUUAGACCUGCCUUGAAAAGCACCCCCUCCCCAUUCCUCCCUGUUUCCUUGGCUCCUCCAUCGGGUUAGCGUCUCUCAGCUCUCUGAGGUACUUCUAUGCUCCACCAGCAGCAGUUCCCUGUGAAGCUGGCAGGCCCCAGGCUUGUCCUCCUGCCAUUUCUGAGUUGAGUUGGGGGCACACAAGCAAGAGGAAUUCCCCCUAGGCCUUACUGAAAAGGAUACCAGCCUGGGGUGGGGGGCAAAUAGAUGAACUAUGGUUCACAAACACUGGAAUUGAGGAGCCGAUCUGGGCUCAUUAGUCUCGCUCUGUCCCUGCCUCUUACCGGACCACAGGUGGCGGCCAGCCUCCUCUUACUGUCACUUCCUUCCCCCAUUCUGCCUUCUGUGUGAGCCUAGAGGGCCUCACUGUGAAGGGUUCAGUCUCAAUCUGCUUGAAGGGUGGUGUGAUUCUGCUGGAUUCCAGCAGCUGUGGAUGUCUUUCAAGAGUGUUCAGGUGAUAUAUUUUUCAGCCUCUAAGAUGACUGGUACUAUAUCUCAAAUGGCGAGAUUAAGCCAAAUACCUGGUGUGAUCUGAAAGUCACCAAGUUUCAGAACUGGAGAGAAAGGAUGGACUUUUUACCGAGGUUCUUGUAUGAAUAUGAAAACAGACCAGGGCAGGAUGUUCCUCUUCCCUGAGAUGAGAACAUCUCAUUCUGGCCACUUGACCCAAGUUUCUGAACUCAGCCUCUUACCAUUCCAAGUCUUACAGAUGAAAAAUGGAGGGAAAUGCCUUUUUGCCCCCAAGGAUUUCUGUAUUCAAAGCAAUACCUUAUAAAUAUGUAAGACUUAGGAUGACUUCUCCAGCCACUUGAAGUAGAGAUGCUGAUUCCAAUAUAAUCUUAAUUUCCCAUUCCAACAUUGCCAAUAAUGAUUUUUCUCUUGAUUCCCUUCACUGCAAAAGUCCUUGUUCUUUGAGAGAAGAGCUGGACAGUCCAAUACCAGAGCUACAGUAUUGACUUACUGCAGACCCUGAAGAUUUCACAUUCAAUUGAUCAAACCUCAGGGAAUCGCCUAACAGACAUUGUGAGGGAUUCAAAGAUGAACCAGGCACAAUCCCUCCCCUGAGAGUUUAGAUUCUACCUACAGGAUCGUCCAGCAUGAAAUUUCUCAGUUCCACACUAAGGACUAGCAGUGAUGAAAAUUUCACCCCAGACUAAAUUAAAAGUUCGUGUAUCAUCUGAAUAGUUGGCCUUUCUCUGUGGCCGUCAUGGGAACUCGUAGCCCACAAAAUCUAAAGUCAGGAAAGGAAAAUGCAGAGGGGCACUGCCGUGUGAAAGGUGGACACUCUCGCUCGUGUCUUGGAAUUCCCUUUCCCCAAAUCAUGAGUUCAUUGAGCUGUCUCCUUCUGUCAGAAGAGUGGUAGUUGGCUACAUGGGUCCUUUCGAAGGUAAUAACAUGUCUCUCAGAUGUGCUUGAUCCAAGGCCACUUGGUCUUGCCCUUAGGCAGCAUUGCCAAUGUUCCAAAUCCCAUUUGGAGGUCCCUCACAAGAAAAGAGGAACUGAUGGAUUUUCUCCUUUCAACCAUCUCUUUAAAAUCCUCUGAUCAAGGGCUGAUACCUUAUCCAACUAAAAAUGUCCCUUUAGCUGAAAUUUAAGUGGCUACAACAGAAUUGGUCAAAAUGACUAAAUAACCCCCAUGUCCAUCCUUCCCUGCCUAGGCUCCAGCCCUGGAUAUGUUUUUGAAACAUUAACUGCCAUUUGCAGAAAGGAAGCCUGAGUAUCAGAGAGGUAAUGUCACCAUAUUGGAGCAGAUAAUAUGGCAGGGACAGAAUUAGGAUUGGUAUCCAGCUUGACCACUCCCCCAUUUGACCCAUUAUCACCCAGGAAACUGAAGAUAAGAGAUUUGGAAAAACAGACAAAGAACAAAGGGUAGUUUUCUUUCCCUAAGCAUUCGGUGCUAGUCAGAAGCUUUCAUUCACUCAGUCUGCUCCUUUUCCGAGCAUAAACCUAGAAUAAAGGAAGUGAUACAAGGAAGCCAGAGGGAUGGGGGAGGGAGGGGACACCCAAUAAUCCCUGUGUUGUCAGAACCACAAAAGACUAACCUGAUACUCUUUUGGCCCCAUCUGCAUCAACACUAAACAACUGCAAACUCCCUGGGUCUUUCACACAUGUCAAGUGAACAUUCUCUGUGACUACACCCACCUGCAAACCAGAACGAAUCUAGAAUGAAAUUUUUUUUUUUUUGGUCUAGUUUCUAAUCUCUUGUUUAUGAGGUGUGGGGUUUAUAAGGGACUGAAUCAAAUGAAUGUAACAAAAAAAGAAAAAAAAWGCCUUUUCUCAGGGCCAGUGAGUUGCAAAUAAUUUUUAAAGAAAAGCCUAUAAUUACA